Messenger RNA from Musa acuminata AAA Group (dessert banana), 3103 nucleotides. RefSeq names its product BTB/POZ domain-containing protein At3g50780-like. The transcript is spliced from 3 exons. The coding region runs from base 1102 to 2670 and encodes 522 amino acids. Lineage: Eukaryota; Viridiplantae; Streptophyta; Magnoliopsida; Zingiberales; Musaceae. Gene Ontology annotation, molecular function: protein binding. The record is from RefSeq and is a predicted model, not a curated record.
CAAACAACCAAAAUCUUGCAAACUAUUCAAUAUCCAGGAGCCAAACACCAAAGUUCUGCGGCUCUUAGCCCACACUGCUUGCAUCCCCAAGUACUAGAAAAGAAAUGAGCAAAUGCAAUCACAUACCAUGCCCUCCCAUGCAUGGAUGUUUUUGGAUAUCUUUUGAAUACUCUCUGUGUUGUCCUUAUCAUGGUCAUGUUGGGACCUGAAAUUGAAAAAGUGCACACAUCGAGUAUGUGUAUUUCUAUUGUCAUUUUAGGUCUCCAGGGAACCACAAAGUUUGCCAUCCAAAACAGAGGGAUGAGUGGUGGGGAGACUUGAAAGAUUGGAGAUGGUGGCCUGAAGAAUUUGAAGUGAGUAAAACUAAAAAUGAUAUUUUUUUUUUGCUUCUCUGAACCAAGAGGAAUGGCGUGAUGGUACCCAUCAUUUUUCUCUGUAAUUUUGCCCACCUGUGGUUCCCUCCAUGCUUGACAUUGGAGCUCGGUCCCAUCAUUAGGAUUCCAGAGACAGAGCAAGCGAUGUGGAGAAAAGGAAGGGUGGGGUGGCGGAAGAAGCUGAGAGACGAGAAAUGGUUAGUGCGAUGGAUUCUCCUUUUGCUUCCUAACCGUCCUUCGUUUUCGGAUCGAAAGAAAAUGAAGAGCAGAUGAAGGAAAGAUUGGAUCUUUUGGUCGUUCUUAGAGAAAUCGGGUUCAAGUUUUAAUCUUUUCCUUUCAUCGUACAUAUUCAAGUUCAUCUUUGCAAAUAUCUUAGACUAAAUUCUUUUUUCUUACUGAAAACAGAUGCUUUGAUUUUUCGGACAUAGAUUGAUGUUUUUUCUCUGUUGUUGCAAGUAGAAGUGUCCACCCAUCUCUGCAAUUCCACUGGCUCUUGUAGAACAUUCACUCUCCUGAAAUGCCACUGAGUUGUAACUUUGCAUCUAAAGUUUGAACUUCCCAUCCUGAAAAAGCUCUAUUGUGUGCAGGUACAUGCAAUCUUGACAUCAACUUAGGAACUGAAUACUGUUGCUUAUGGACAAUAAUUUAGAUUUUGUGUCUUCAGACUCCAUGAUGCCCUCCUGAAUGAAUUCUCAUUGUGAAGUUAUCGAGCAACAGACAAAGAAAUAUGACUGAUUUUAGAGUCAGAAAGCUUGGGCAAGGUCAGAUGAAAGCCAGAAAUGUUCCGGUCGCUGUAACUCCUGAAGGGUUUUGGUGUUGCCCAUCUCCUGCAGUUCUACAAAAGACCAUUAAAAAUCAAAAUCACCAAAACAAGAAAAAGAUACUGUCUACAAUGCCAUCAAAGGCAUCUUCAGUUCAGAGGCCAAUAAGUUCCCCAGUAGACAAAGGAACACUUUCUGAUCCAUUAAGUUCAAGAGUUUGUUCCGAGGAUAAUAGUUGUCUUACCUCUGAUACUGCUGCUAAAAGUCCAACAAAGGCAGCUGAGGGUCUCUCAAAAUUAAAUGUUGGGAAUCAACACCAAAAAAUUUCUGUGGGCUUUGGUCAGCCUGAGACCAGUGAUUUGAAGAUUAUUUUGUUUGGGAAAGAGGGAAUUGCCGUCGAGAUGAGCGUUCACAAGGCCAUUCUCACAGAACACAGUAGCUUCUUUGCAGAUAAAUUCUCUAGGCAAUCUCCGGUACCAUUUUUUGAAAUUUCUGACUGUGAAGAUGUGGAAAUUUGUGUUGAAACUGUGGGGUUAAUGUACUGUGGUGAAGUAAAACACAGAGUAAUCAAGCAGAGUGUUUCACGUGUGCUUCGCAUUCUAAAGGUUGCUGAAUCGCUUGGAUUCCAUGCAUGCAUUAAGGCAUGCUUGGAUUACCUGGAGGUAGUCCCUUGGGUUGGUGAAGAAGGAAAUGUGGUGUCAUCUGUCCAACAUCUCCAGAGCAAAAAUUAUAGCAUAAGUCCUAUAUUAAAGCGAGUAUUUUCUGAUACAUCGAAACCUCCAAAUGAUACUCUUGCUCAUAUAAUGGAGCUAGUCCUCAGAAGCAACGAGGAGAGAGGUCGACGUGAGAUGAAAUCAUUAGUGCUCAAACUUCUCAAGGAAAACAGUUUCUGGACUGAUGGAUCCGUAGACAUAUGCAUCGGAACUUUGUAUAGUUUAUGCCAAAGCUGCUUAGCCUCGUUGAUAGAGCUCUUUAGACAAGCAUCCAAGUCUACUCGUAUCGAAAGCAAGGAUCCUACGGUGAGGAAGAUAGCUCUCGAGGCAGAAAAUCUUCUUUGGUUGGUCGAGAUUUUGGCUGUCAGGCAUACUGCAGAUGAAUUUGCCUUGAUGUGGGCUAGCCAAAAUGAGCUUGCUCAGCUGCACUCAAAGCUUCCAGUCAUGUCGAGGCACCGAGUUAGCUGCAUUACUGCCAGGCUUUUUGUUGGUAUUGGAAGAGGAGAGAUGCUUCCAUCGAAGGAAACUCGGCAGCUGCUAUUGCAUGUAUGGUUGCAGCCACUGGUUGAUGACUACAGUUGGUUACAACAUGGUUGCAGACAAUUCGACCGCAAGGUUGUUGAGGAAGGAAUAGGCCAAACUAUUUUGACACUUCCUUUAGAAGACCAGCAAAGUGUUCUGCUGUCAUGGCUGGAGAGCUUCUUGAAGGUUGGUAGUAACUGCCCUAAUCUGCAGAGAGCAUUUGAGGUAUGGUGGAGGAGAACUUUCAUAAGGCCUUACUUUGAGCAACAUGGAAACAAUCUAAAAAUGGACAGAAAUUGAGUAGUUAGGUUGCCCUGUAUUAGCUGAGUGGUUUAUGAUGAGUUGCGAAAGGAGUGUACAUUGGUUUGAAGAUGCAUUCAUUCUUGAAAGUUAGCAUCAUGCUGCUGGCGGCUUAUAGACUGGAAAUUUUGAGCUACUAAUCUUGUGGCAGACCUGAUUGGCUUUCUAGUAGCAUCUCAGGAUUGAGUUUAAGCUUGCAGGUUUUGAUCUGUUGAAGGCAUGGCUGGAAGUGCAUAAAGGAGGUGCAAUAUCCUGAUUGGCUUAUCAUCUUUCCCUCUCUUUAUGGAUGAGAACUGAAAUCAAAUCUUUACUAAUAGAACAAACACAUGAAUUCAGAAUUCCAUAUGUGGAGUACACUGAAAUUGACAUUCCUGAGACAAAAGUUUGUAAUGAUUUGAAGUAUAAACUAUAUAUUUUCAUCUUUUGUUAGCUA